GAGACGUCAGUAACGUCGGCAUGAGAAGAAGAAAGAGAAACAGCUUCACACUCAGAGCUGAGUUGUGCUAACAGGCGAGGAAAAUGAUUGUUCCAGCACUCUUCGUUAUUCCUCGCAGGCAGGACGAUGCCACGAAGUGCCCGUUUUGUUUGUAAGAUGAAGAGAAGAAGCUAGCUAGCUAGCUAAGCCACACUGCCUGACAGCCAACGUCAUUAGCCUGUCGCUAACUGCUUAACGCUACUUCCUAUGGUUACUUCCCUUUAAGUAGCUAAGAGAGAGCAAUCAUGACGCAGAAAGUCAAUCUGUGUUCCGUUUCCCUUGGUGUGGAGGGUAUGACUUGUGGCUCCUGUGUCCAGUCUAUAGAGCAGCGCAUCGGGUCGCUGCCUGGAGUGAUACAUAUAAAGGUAUCCUUAGAGCAGAAGAGUGCCACUGUCAUAUUUGACCACAGCCAACAGGGCCCAGAGUCUCUGUCGGAGGCCAUCGAGGACAUGGGCUUUGAAUCAAGUCUAUCAGGCUCCAGCACAGCCACACCCGUCUCUACAGAUACCCAGCUGAUCCCCACCUCCUGCCUGACACCUGCAACCCAACAGGAGGCUUUGGAGAAGCUAUCCCAGAUUCAGGGAGUGUUGGAUGUCAGAGAGAGCCCAGCUCUCAUGGGUUUCACUGUUACCUUUGUUCCUUCCCUGACUUCUUUGCAGCAGCUGAGUGAGGUGGUGGCCAGUGUAAAGCCUCUGGAGGUCCCAACACCCAGCGGCCAAAUGCAAAAAGGCCAAACUUUGUCUCCAUCUCACACCACGGCAGGAGGGGUUGCACUCCUUAAGUUGAGCAUUGAAGGAAUGACCUGUCACUCCUGCACCACCACUAUUGAAGGGAAGAUUGGAAAACUGAAAGGGAUUGAAAGGAUCAAAGUUGUUUUAGAGACUCAGGAAGCUGCAAUCGUGUAUCUGCCUUACCUCAUCACUAUCCAAACCAUCACCGACCAGAUUGUUGUGGCCGGCUUCAAGGCAUUUGUCAAGUCUAAGCCUCGUCCUCUGCAGCUGUCCCCCAGCGAAAUUGAACGUCUUGUUGAUUCUCAAAAACAAACUGUCUCUUCACCAUCAGAGACAGAGGAGAGCGAAGUCUUCAUAGACACAACACUUGUCACGCUCAGGGUGAAAGGCAUGCACUGCCGUUCGUGCGUGGUGAAUAUCCAAGACAAUAUCUCUAAGCUGCCUGGUGUCUCUUCUGUGGAGGUCUCUCUGGAGAAGGAGAAGGCCUCCAUCUGCUACGAUCCUCUAAAGGCCACUGUGACUCAGUUGCAGCAGGCCAUUGAGGAGCUCCCUCCAGGAAACUUUAAGAUUCAACCCUGGGACUCUUCUGGGCCUCUCAGUCCUGUUUCCAUAUCACCCACGCCUACUUUUUUGCCAUCUAGGCCUGCACGUGCAACCCAGGCCAAACCUGCUGCCUCCCAGCCUUGUAUUACCCAGCCUUUAGCAUCCGUAGUUAAUAUUCACAUUGAGGGUAUGACAUGCAACUCCUGUGUCCAGUCCAUUGAAGGCAUGAUCUCCCAAAGGAAGGGGGUGAUGUCAGCCCAGGUUUCUCUUGCUGAUCACCAGGGGACUUUUGAGUAUGAUCCCCUCCUGACCACACCAGAGGAGCUGAGGGAGGCUAUAGAGGACAUGGGCUUUGAUGCCUUCCUACCUGAGACCAAUUCUCUGCUGCCUGCACCAAAUUGCAGUCUCUUAAAGUCUUCGAGUCUAGCACAUUCGAAAGAUAAGGAGCUGGACAGUGACCUACACAAAGAAACCCCACAGGGACGCAAUGGAGACUCACACUCUAAAUGCUUCAUCCAAAUUGGAGGGAUGACUUGUGCUUCUUGUGUGGCAAACAUCGAGAGAAACCUCAAGAAUGAACAUGGUAUCUACUCAGUUCUGGUAGCACUAAUGGCUAGUAAAGCAGAGGUGCGAUAUAAUCCUGAGCUCAUUGACCCGGGGAAGAUAGCUGAGUGUGUGAAAGAGCUGGGCUUCACUGCCUCCGUUAUGGAGAACUAUGAAGGUUCAGAUGGAAACCUAGAACUAGUGGUCAGGGGAAUGACGUGUGCCUCUUGUGUUCACAAAAUCGAAUCCAGCCUCAUGAGAGAAAAAGGGAUUAUAUAUGCCUCUGUUGCCUUGGCAACCAACAAAGCACACAUUAAGUAUGACUCAGAAAUUAAAGGGCCGCGAGACAUCAUCAAGCUGAUCGAGAAUCUGGGGUUUGAAGCAUCUUUGGUAAAGCGAGACCGCACUGCCAGUCACCUGGACCACAGCAAAGAGAUACGACAGUGGAGGAAAUCUUUCCUGGUGAGCUUGAUUUUCUGUGUGCCUGUAAUGGGCAUGAUGACCUACAUGAUUAUCAUGGACCACUACAUGAAUGUUUCACAUCAACACAACGCCACAGUCGAGGACCGCAACCAUUACCAUGCCACCAUGUUCCUGGAGAGACAGCUACUCCAUGGCCUCUCCAUCAUGAACCUCCUCUCCUUCCUAUUUUGUGUGCCUGUACAGUUUAUUGGAGGUCGCUACUUCUACAUUCAAGCCUACAAAGCACUCAAACACGGAUCUGCCAACAUGGAUGUGCUAAUAGUUCUGGCUACCACCAUUGCCUUUACCUACUCACUGGUCGUCCUUAUAGUGGCCAUGGUGGAGAAGGCAAAAGUCAACCCCAUCACCUUCUUCGACACACCGCCUAUGCUCUUUGUCUUCAUCUCCCUGGGGCGGUGGCUGGAGCAGAUAGCCAAGAGCAAGACAUCUGAGGCUUUGUCCAAGCUGAUGUCUCUACAAGCGACUGAGGCCACAGUGGUCACUCUCAGCAGUGACAAGUCCCUUCUCAGUGAGGAGCAGGUGGAUGUUGAGCUGGUGCAAAGGGGCGAUGUGGUGAAAGUGGUUCCUGGAGGGAAGUUUCCAGUAGAUGGGAGGGUCAUCGAGGGACACUCCAUGGCUGAUGAGUCUUUGAUCACAGGUGAGGCCAUGCCAGUGACUAAGAAGCCCGGGAGCUCUGUGAUUGCAGGCUCCAUUAACCAGAAUGGCUCUCUGCUCGUCAGUGCUACACAUGUUGGCAUGGACACCACGCUGUCUCAGAUUGUCAAACUGGUAGAGGAGGCUCAGACUUCAAAGGCUCCCAUCCAGCAAUAUGCAGAUAAGAUCAGUGGCUACUUUGUACCAUUCAUUGUUGGCAUAUCCCUCCUCACGCUGAUUGCCUGGAUCAUCAUUGGGUUUUUAGACUUCUCUCUAGUGGAGAAGUACUUUCCUGGAUACAACAAGAGCAUUUCCAGGGCCGAGGCAGUGAUUCGCUUCGCCUUCCAGGCCUCCAUUACUGUAUUAUGCAUAGCAUGUCCAUGUUCCCUUGGCUUGGCAACCCCGACAGCUGUCAUGGUGGGGACAGGGGUUGGAGCCCAAAAUGGCAUCCUGAUUAAGGGAGGAGAGCCACUUGAGAUGGCGCAUAAGAUCCAGACGGUGGUGUUUGAUAAGACUGGGACCAUCACGUAUGGUGCUCCAACGGUUGUCGAAGUCAAGAUAGUUGUGGAGGGGAACAAAAUGCCUUGUUCCCGACUGCUGGCUAUCGUGGGCACCGCUGAGAACCACAGUGAACACCCUCUGGGAGCUGCUAUCACCAAAUACUGCAAACAGGAGCUUGGCACGGAGUCUCUUGGUGCCUGCACCGACUUUCAGGCAGUGCCGGGCUGUGGCAUCCGAUGUCAGGUCAGCAACACAGAGAACCUGCUGAAACAGGCAGACAGCGACAGCGAGGACAACAACCAGCGCAACAGUGUUCUGGUCCAGAUCAGCGAUAACCAGAUGUCCACCAGCUCCCAUCCACUUAUCAUGGACCCACAGCCACAAAGCCAUGUCCAGACAGCCUCCUAUGUUGUCCUGAUUGGCAAUAGAGAGUGGAUGAGGAGGAAUUGCCUGCAGAUCAGACCAGAUCUAGAUGAGGCCAUGAUGAAGCAUGAGCGCAGAGGAUGCACUGCUGUUCUAGUAGCUGUAGACAAUCUGCUGUGUGCGAUGAUAGCCAUAGCAGACACAGUAAAACCAGAGGCUGAGCUGGCAGUCCGCACUCUGACCAGCAUGGGUCUGGAAGUUGUGCUGAUGACCGGAGACAACAGCAAGACCGCACGAGCCAUUGCUGAGCAGGUGGUAUCAGACAGUGUUUGCCGAGGUGUUGCCCUCCCACAAGGUGGCUAAGGUGGAACAGCUGCAGCAGGCUGGAAAGAGAGUAGCGAUGGUGGGCGACGGUGUCAACGACUCACCUGCUCUAGCCAUGGCUGACGGUGGCAUUGCCAUAGG
Messenger RNA from Etheostoma spectabile (orangethroat darter), 4301 nucleotides. Its product is annotated as copper-transporting ATPase 1. Gene Ontology annotation, biological process: monoatomic cation transport. NCBI's taxonomy places the organism in Eukaryota, Metazoa, Chordata, Actinopteri, Perciformes, Percidae. The transcript has 20 exons. The record is from RefSeq and is a predicted model, not a curated record. Gene Ontology annotation, cellular component: membrane. Gene Ontology annotation, molecular function: ATP binding; ATPase-coupled monoatomic cation transmembrane transporter activity; ATP hydrolysis activity. The coding region runs from base 285 to 4199 and encodes 1304 amino acids.